Molecule: messenger RNA, 1152 nt
Organism: Closterium sp. NIES-65
Lineage: Eukaryota; Viridiplantae; Streptophyta; Zygnematophyceae; Desmidiales; Closteriaceae
Source: the annotation of a GenBank genome assembly
AUGCUCACUCCCCUUGCGUCAUGUACGCGCACACCCAUCCGUCACUACUACCGCUCCCUCCCUCCCGCCGCCCACGCUCCCUCCCCUCUAACGAGAAUGGGGACUCCCCGCGCCUUGCAACUCUCCUUCCUCCUGCUACGCCACACCCCACACUCUCGUCUCCCCAUCCCUCAUCUCCCCUUCCCUCGUCUCCCUAUCCCUCAUCUCCCCAUCCCUCACCUCCCCAUGCCUCACCUCCUCAUCUCUCAUCUCCCCAUCCCUCAUCUCCGCAUCCCUCAUCUCCCCAUCCCGCAUAUCCCCAUCCCUCAUCUCCCCUUCCCUCACCUCCCCGUCCCUCAUCUCCCAAUCCCGCAUCUCCCCAUCCCGCAUCUCCCCAUCCCUCAUCUCCCCAUCCCUCAUCUCCCCAUCCCUCACCUCCCCAUCUCUCACCUCCCCAUCCCUCAUCUCCCCAUCCCUCACCUCCCCAUCUCUCACCUCCCCAUCCCUCACCUCCCCAUCUCUCACCUCCCCAUCCCUCACCUCCCCAUCCCUCAUCUCCCCAUGCCUCACCUCUCCAUCGCUCAUCCAUCCAUUCCUCAUCUCCCCAUGCCUCACCCCAUCUCCGCCGCACCCCGUGGCAUCGUCACACGUCGCCACUUCCCACCUCUUCCUACUUCCCAUCCCCCUCUUCCGCCCUUCCUCCCCCCUUCUCUCAAUCCCUUCCUCUCGCCCUGCCAUCCUACUUCCCAUCCCCCUUUCCUCGUUUCCCCAGACCUCCUUUCCCCAUCCCGUCAUUCACUCUCCCUCCGUUCCCCAUCCUUCCAUUCCCCAUGCCUACUUUCACCAUUCCACCAUACCCCAUUCACCAUACUCCUAACCCCAUCUCCUCCUCACCCCAUCUCCUCCUAUACACAUCCGCUUCUUUCCCCUUCCCUCGUCACCGAGUCCCCUCCUCUCCCCAUCCCCUCCUCUCACCAUCCCCUCUUCUCCCCACCCCCUCCCGUCCUCUCCCCAUCCGCCCAUCCCACCUCACCACUUCCCUCCUCUUCCCAUCCAUCCUCUCCUCAUCCCUCCCCAUCCGUCCUUUCCCCAUCCGAUCCUCUCACCCUCCCCUCCAGGGAGCUGCUUGGGGCGCUGUGGGUGGAUGGCGGUGGGCAGAGUCACACAGCAUAG